AUGUCUCAAAUAACAACUGCUGAUUCACGGGAGUCGCGCUUUUCAAAAUACAAACUUAAGGAAGAUUUUUACAAAGAGCCGGAGUGGCUGAGCUCGGGGGGUAACACAUCACUCAUCGGGGGAGCGGGCGCACGAUCAAAGAAGAGAAGCAUACCAACUACUCUCGUUAAAAGAACAAGCAAACUUCUGGGAGAAACAAACGACGACGCCGAUAGUUCAAACCAGCCAGCCCUUCCGUUUCAAUCCGGAGUCCAAAGAAAACGGUUUGCGGAUGGCUCUAUCGCUGCUGACCACGAGACGACACCCAUUGAUGAUUUCCAAGAUCUUCCUCCAAAGCUGUCACUCUACGACCGCAUGAAUAAUGAUGACAGCUCCAGUAAUGUUCUACUGAUCAACAAUCCAGAUUUUGGAAAGUUUGAAUCCGACCCUAAUAGUUACAAGAACGUCUUCAACAGAGUUCAGCGGAGCAGGGUUCCUGUUGGAUCCAGCGAGUCAGGAAACCCGGAUCUACCCUUCUCCGUUGGUAAGGUAGAUUCACUGAACGACAAUGAGAAGGAUGCGGAGCCAACGAUAAGAGAAACUGCGGUCAUAGUGUAUGGGUAUGAUGAUUCGCAGUUCUCCUCGGUCGUCGAGCAGUUUUCAAAAUACGGUACCAUAUUGGAAGAUUUCAACCAGCGUAAGUUUCCGAGUCAAAGCAGAAGCUUCCCCGUGUUCAUCGGUCCGCAGUGGGUGAAAUUCACAUACGACAAUUCGGCUUCUGCAGUGCGUGCCUUGCGUGAAAGCAAUAAACCAGGGGCAUCUGGGUCGGUGAUAGGAGUUGUCCCUUACACAAGAACGUCUUUAGAAAAAUUGCUUGGGUCAUCUAUCCCAGACAGCCAAGACGUUGGAUGUUCUAUGUCGUUGGUUAAGCUUGUGAGCGACCAAAAGUUACCUGAGGUAGAGCUUUCCAGCGUUUUUGCUGUUGAAGGCGGCAAUCAAGAAGAACGUCAAGACGGCAGGUUCAAACUCAAGGAUGGGACUGGCCUUAUCAAUGUUCCAAAAGCUGCAAAAAAGGAAAAGAAGGGGUUUUUGGAGCGUGGCAUGAAGCUUGUAUUUGGAGCAGGAGAAGUUUAG
Ogataea haglerorum is the source of this 1113-nucleotide messenger RNA. RefSeq lists its product as uncharacterized. The record is from RefSeq and is a predicted model, not a curated record. Gene Ontology annotation, biological process: regulation of DNA-templated transcription; NLS-bearing protein import into nucleus; nuclear pore organization. Gene Ontology annotation, molecular function: phospholipid binding; structural constituent of nuclear pore; single-stranded DNA binding. Bases 1 to 1113 code for a protein of 370 amino acids. Gene Ontology annotation, cellular component: nuclear pore central transport channel; nuclear membrane; nuclear pore nuclear basket. The transcript has a single exon. NCBI's taxonomy places the organism in Eukaryota, Fungi, Ascomycota, Pichiomycetes, Pichiales, Pichiaceae.